Molecule: messenger RNA, 2153 nt
Organism: Polistes dominula (European paper wasp)
Lineage: Eukaryota; Metazoa; Arthropoda; Insecta; Hymenoptera; Vespidae
Product: ATP-binding cassette sub-family G member 4
Biological process (GO): transmembrane transport
Cellular component (GO): plasma membrane
Molecular function (GO): ABC-type transporter activity; ATP binding; ATP hydrolysis activity
Source: RefSeq, a predicted model, not a curated record
ACUUAUAUUAGUGAGAGAGAGAGAGAGAGUUUGUUUUUUUUUUUUUUCUCGAAAUAUUAAAUUAAGUAAAUGACAUUUGUUUGAUAUCGCGUUGUUUAUUAGUUAAUCGUUGUUUUAACAAAUUAAGUUUAAAAAAAAAAAACAUUUUGCAUAAAAAUAAUAACGAGAUAGAAAAUUAAUGAAUGAACGUGUAAAAUCAGGAUAAUGCUAAUAAGAUUUACGUCGAAAGAAUUAAAGAAGAUUUAACGCGAAUAAUAAAAGAAAAGAAGAAGAAGAAGAAGAAGGAGAAGAAGAAAAAAAUAGGCCAAGAGGUGGAACGAUGGAAGUUUUAAUACACGAGGCCUCGAACAAACGAGAAAUAAUCGAUGGAAAUUCAACGAUUAAUAAUCAUCAUAAUGAUAUUAAUUUAAAUGGCAACAAAAUCACUAUGACGGAUCGUAAGGAAAAGGAUGACAAUGAUUUGAACGCAUCUUAUGCGAAAAAUAUUAAUGAUGUUGAUAUGGUCGAUAUUAUUGUUGAAAAUCUUACCUAUACCGUUUCACUUGGAUUAUCGAAGAGAUACUAACGACCUUGGGAUUAUAUGAGCAUAUGAAUACAAGCACGGGCCGAUUAAGCGGUGGACAAAAGAAGAGAUUGUCAAUGGCUUUGGAAUUGGUUAAUAAUCCUACAGUUAUGUUUUUGGAUGAACCAACAACAGGAUUAGACAGUUCGUCGUGUAUGCAAGUUGUAAAAUUGUUGAAACUUCUUGCCAGGCAAGGAAGAACAAUAAUUUGUACAAUUCAUCAGCCAAGUGCUUCGAUAUUUAAAAUUUUUGAUCAUAUUUACUUACUCGGUAAAGGAAAUUGCCUUUAUCAAGGAUCUACAGAGAAAUUACUUCCAUAUUUGGAAUCGAUGAACUUACAUUGCCCGAUUUAUCAUAAUCCUACGGAUUAUAUAAUUGAAUUGGCAUGUGGCGAAUAUGGCGAUGAUAAAUUAACGACAUUGAUAAACAAUUCGGAAAAUGGUCGUAAUGUCCAAUGGUUCGAAGAUCAUCAGGCAUUGAAAGAUGCGAAAACUUUAAGAGCUUUGCAUCCCUUAAAAGAAUUGAAAAGGUUAAACAAGUCACCCGAAUCGCAAGUUACACCGUUGAGCAAUCAAGUUUAUACAUUAUUGAAAAGAGGAUUAAUAAUGUAUAAAAGAGACGUGUCGUUAACUUAUCUUCGUGUAGGAGUCAAUAUAAUGAUAGGAUUAUUACUUGGAAUGGUAUUUAGUAGUUGUGGAGAUGAUGGUAGUAGAGUAUUGGACAAUUAUAAUCUUUUAUUUUCUAUACUUAUACAUCAUAUGAUGACUACAAUGAUGUUGACUAUAGUAACGUUUCCAAUGCAACUUGAUAGACUCAUGAAAGAAUAUUUCAAUAGGUGGUACAAUUUAAAAGCAUUUUACAUGACAAUAACGAUACUAGAUAUACCACUAUCAACAAUAUGUUGUUUCUUAUUUACAAUAAUAAUAUAUCCAAUUUCGGCUCAGCCUUUAGAAAUUGGAAGGUUUUCCAUGUUUUUUGCUAUUAGUUUAUUCAUUUCUUUCAUAGCUCAAGGUACUGGCUUGAUGAUUGGUGCUGUAUUAAAUGUUGUCAACGGUACGUUCGUGGGACCAUCUUUAUCGGUACCUUUGAUGAUGUUUGCUGGAUUUGGUGUAUCAUUAAGGGAUUUGCCAAUUUAUCUCAAAUGGGGUACUUAUGUCAGUUUUUUGAGAUAUGGUUUGGAAGGAUUCGUUGGUGCUAUAUAUGGAAUGGAUCGUGACGUUUUACCAUGCAGUAAAAGUGAUGAGCUUACAUACUGCCAUUAUAAAUAUCCUAGUAAAUUUUUAUCAGACAUAGCAAUGAACGGUGAUCAAUUUUGGAACGACAUCAUUGCUUUAACGAUAAUACUCUUGAUAACACGUCUUACUGCAUUUUAUCUACUCAAAUGGAAGAUAUAUUCUAUGAGAUAAAAAAAAAAAUGUAGAGAAAAUGUAUUUUUUUUUUUUUUUUUAUAUUUACUUAUGUGAAAAAUAUCAUAUGACAUCGUCACUACUAUUAUUACUUUACGAACUUGAAACGCGUAAUAAGAUCUCGUCAUUAAUAUUUCUAAUCAUUUUCAUAAUCACUAAGAUAGAAUAUUUUUUUUUAUUAUCUA